Messenger RNA from Musa acuminata AAA Group (dessert banana), 1717 nucleotides. RefSeq names its product 3beta,22alpha-dihydroxysteroid 3-dehydrogenase-like. The coding region runs from base 3 to 1277 and encodes 424 amino acids. Gene Ontology annotation, biological process: brassinosteroid homeostasis; brassinosteroid biosynthetic process; multicellular organism development. Lineage: Eukaryota; Viridiplantae; Streptophyta; Magnoliopsida; Zingiberales; Musaceae. The record is from RefSeq and is a predicted model, not a curated record. The transcript is spliced from 6 exons. Gene Ontology annotation, molecular function: monooxygenase activity; iron ion binding; oxidoreductase activity, acting on paired donors, with incorporation or reduction of molecular oxygen.
GCAUGGCCUUAGGCGUGUGGUCUCCCUCGCUGAUUGAUGUGGUGUUGUUUGCGAUCGCAGCGGUGGUGGUCUGGAAAUUGGAGAGGAGGAGGAGGAGGGGUUGGGCGACGGGGCGGUUGCCGCCGGGGAGCGAGGGGCUGCCGGUGGUAGGGGAGACCCUGCAGCUGAUCGCGGCGUACAAAUCGGAGAACCCGGAGCCGUUCAUGGACGAGCGGGUACGGCGGCAUGGGCGGCUGUUCACCACGCACGUUUUCGGGGAGCGCACCGUGUUCUCGGCGGACCCGGAGUUCAACCGGAUGGUGCUGGGGGCGGAGGACCGCACCGUGGAGGGCAGCUAUCCGUCGUCCCUCUCCACGCUGCUGGGCACCCACUCCCUCGUCGUGAUGAAAGGCGCCCGCCACAAGCGCAUGCACUCCCUCACCCUCGCCCGCCUCACCUCCCCCGCCGCUAUCCGUGAGGCCAAACUCCUUCUCCAUAUCGACCGCCUCGUCCGCCGCACCCUCGACUCCUGGCCCUCCUCCUCCCCGGUCCUCCUCCUCGACGAGGCCAAGAAGAUCACCUUCGAGCUUACCGUGAAGCAGCUGGUCAGCUACGACCAGCACAAGUGGAUCGAGUCCCUCCGCCACGAGUACCUCCUCCUCAUCAAUGGCUUCUUCUCCAUCCCCUUCCCUUCCUUCCUCUCCUUCACCACCUACGGUCGUGCCCUGAAGGCUAGGAAGAAGGUGGAGGAGGCGCUGAAGGAGGUGAUAAGAAAGAGAAAGCUGGAGAAGAAGCCGACAGGAAUCGACGUCGACGUCAAGGAAAGCCAGAAUAACACGAAGAAAAAAGACAUGCUGGAGGAGCUGUUGGAGGGAGAAGCGGAAGGGAUGACGGACGAGGCGAUAGUGGACUUCCUGCUGUCGUUGUUGGUGGCGGGAUACGAGACCACGUCCACCAUCAUGACCCUGGCCGUCAAGUUCCUCACCGACCACCCCCGAGCCCUCGCGCAGCUCAGGGAAGAGCAGGAAGGGAUAAGGAAGCAGAAGAAAGACGAGGAGGCGGCCUUGGACUGGGAUGAAUACAAGUCCAUGCCCUUCACACAGUGCGUGAUCAACGAGACCCUUCGAGUGGUCAACAUCAUCGGCGGAGUGUUCCGGCGAGCCAAGACAGACCUCCAUUUCAAAGGGUACACGAUUCCCGAGGGGUGCAAGGUCUUCCUCUCCUUCCGUGCUGUCCACCUCGACACCGAGUACUUCGAUGACGCCCGGACCUUCAACCCCUGGAGAUGGCAGGUAUAGGCACCGCGCGCCUUUCGGCGAUGAGAUAUGCCGAUGAGGCUCGAGGUGUUCGAUGGCUGAACUCACUCACUUGUUUGGUGUCGGGCUUUUGUGCAGAAGAAUGCAGCGGCGCAGCAGGUCGGGGGGGCCACUGUUUACACCCCCUUCGGCGGGGGGUCCCGGCUGUGCCCCGGCUAUGAGCUCGCUCGGGUGGUCAUAUCCGUCUUCCUCCAUUACCUCGUCACUCGAUUCAAUUGGGAGGAGGCGGAGAAAGAUAGGCUGGUGUUCUUCCCCACCACAAGGACUCUCAAGAGCUAUCCCAUCAACGUCCGGCGGCGCGAGGAGGAAGAAGGAGCAUGAAUCGCACGGCAGUGAGCUGCCUUUCCCCCGCUUUCCGUAUCAGCAUUGCUCAGGCUACCAUGUAAUAGGUGGGACCGUGAAGCUCCUUCUUACUCAAACAG